Messenger RNA from Pyrus x bretschneideri (Chinese white pear), 1159 nucleotides. Its product is annotated as chlorophyll a-b binding protein of LHCII type 1. The transcript has a single exon. The coding region runs from base 274 to 1068 and encodes 264 amino acids. The record is from RefSeq and is a predicted model, not a curated record. Gene Ontology annotation, biological process: photosynthesis, light harvesting in photosystem I; response to light stimulus. NCBI's taxonomy places the organism in Eukaryota, Viridiplantae, Streptophyta, Magnoliopsida, Rosales, Rosaceae. Gene Ontology annotation, cellular component: plastoglobule; chloroplast envelope; chloroplast thylakoid membrane.
CCUCAUUCGCACAAACUAAAACUCAAAUUUCCGGUCACUAAGGUCUCAAAUUCCAAACUGUAUAAUCCAACGACUGUUGGUACUGGUGGUAGAGGGUGCCAACUAGACAAGGAAAAUCGACCAUCAAAAUCUCACAACCAAUGAGAAUUAAGAUGUUGAUUUUCUAGGAUAAGGGCACUGAUCUAUAUAGGCCAUGAAGUCAGUCACAACCACCCAUCAUCCUCUCUUCCCUCAACUGUUUUUUCCUUCUACUUGAAUCACAUUAGUUUUGCAAUGGCUGCUUCCAUGGCUCUCUCUUCACCAACCUUCGCCGGCAAAGCCGUACAACUUUCCCCUGGAGCCACCGAGCUUUUCGGAAACGGAAGAGUGUCCAUGAGGAAAACUGCUACCAAACAAGUUUCCUCUGGCAGCCCUUGGUAUGGCCCUGACAGAGUCAAAUACUUGGGCCCAUUCUCCGGUGAACCCCCAAGCUACCUCAAGGGCGAGUUCCCCGGUGACUACGGCUGGGACACCGCUGGACUCUCAGCUGACCCAGAGACCUUCGCCAAGAACCGUGAGCUCGAAGUGAUCCACUCCAGAUGGGCCAUGCUCGGAGCUCUUGGAUGCGUUUUCCCCGAGCUCUUGUCCCGCAACGGUGUCAAGUUCGGCGAGGCUGUGUGGUUCAAGGCCGGAGCCCAGAUCUUCAGCGAGGGCGGUCUCGACUACUUGGGAAACCCUAGCUUGGUCCAUGCACAGAGCAUCUUGGCCAUCUGGGCUACCCAAGUUGUGUUGAUGGGAGCAGUUGAGGGAUACAGAAUUGCCGGCGGACCCCUCGGAGAGGUGACCGACCCCCUUUACCCCGGCGGAAGCUUCGACCCCUUGGGCCUUGCUGACGACCCAGAAGCCUUUGCCGAGCUCAAGGUGAAGGAGCUCAAGAAUGGAAGGUUGGCCAUGUUCUCCAUGUUCGGAUUCUUUGUCCAGGCCAUCGUCACCGGAAAGGGACCUUUGGAGAACCUUGCCGACCACCUCGCCGACCCAGUCGCCAACAAUGCCUGGAACUACGCCACAAACUUUGUUCCCGGAAAGUGAGAGCUCAGGAGUUGUUUUGUACUUUUGUUUGUAUUGUUGUCGGUGAUGUAAAUUUGGUACCAAGUAAUAUGGACAACAAUAAUUUGAACUA